UCUGGUGUGGGGCACCCUCCUUGUAUUGCCAUUUCAGAAACUGCUUCUCUAUUUAUGAGAUAGACGCUGUGAGUAAAAAGGAUGGUAUUUCAGGUGUGAGAUAAAUUAUAACAAGUGAAACAAAGAAGAGUUUCUUACUGAAUCAUGAUAUAAACAUGCAUGGAGGAUAAGAGUAAAGAAGAAUGCAGCAGUAAUGAGUCUGGUUGGACGAUGUAUAUCGGUUCGCCUUAUCGUGACUAUGACAACGACAACGACGAUGAUGAUGAAGAAGAAGAAGAAGAAGAAGGAAUUCCAAAGAAGGGAUACAAGAAUGUUGAUGAUCAUAUUGAAGAUGGUGGGAGCGACGAUUCUAUGACUUCAGAUGCUUCAUCUGGUCCAAGUCAUCAAGGAGUAUGCACAAACAUAGAGCAAAGUUAUGGGAAGCAUGCAGAAAAAGACACCAGGAAGAUCUCAAGCAAGGAACAACAAAGACAGGUGAAGAAGAAAUUGUCCGAAAAGAAUAUAAAAGCAGCAAAAGAAGAUUCCCAUAAAGCAAAGAGUGGCAAAGCUUAUGGUUAUUACAGAUCAACAACAAGGGGAAAGCAUUAAGGGCCAAACUGAAACACCACAAUCACUGUAAAUCCUUCUGCUUUGAUUCUUCUGAUAUCAGAUUUAGGUUAAAAUCUUGAAGAGAGUAUUUCACUUUUUUUCACUUUGAUUAUAAUGGUGAAGAAGAGAUCCUGUAAAAGAUUGGCCAACCUACUCAGCUCAUGAACAACAAAUGUAAUGCAUCAUAUAUCGUAUAAUGUCAAGAUUUAAGAGUCUCAUCCAUGAGGUAAAUUUGCAUA
Molecule: messenger RNA, 827 nt
Organism: Lycium ferocissimum
Lineage: Eukaryota; Viridiplantae; Streptophyta; Magnoliopsida; Solanales; Solanaceae
Product: protein SOB FIVE-LIKE 1-like
Exons: 2
Coding region: 160-588 (142 amino acids)
Biological process (GO): cytokinin biosynthetic process
Source: RefSeq, a predicted model, not a curated record